AUGGUAUCGACGUUAGCAGAAGGUGAGAAGCCAGUUGCCCCCGUUGCUUCUGCGGCUGCAUCUGCAGGGGGAGAAGCAAGUGACAGAACAGGAGUAAUGUCGGAAUAUGGCCCCUCUGCAUCUAACGAAGUCAUGGAGGAAAUGCUACGCAUAAGCAGACCCCAUCUACCUACAGAAGCAAUUGGAUCUUUAAGUGGACAAGACGAUUUGUUGCAGCAAGUAUCAGACCAUAUCUGGAUGAGUUAUGUAUGUGCUUCGGCUGCAAGGCGAGAGUAUGCGGCGGCUAUGCAGAAUGGAGCCAAACUGGCAGAGCAGAUGGCGAAAUUAGAAGAGGAGCGGUCAGGGAGAAAGAUGGCUGAGGCGAAUCGAGAUGUGCUGGUGGAGGACAUCAAGAGGCUAGAAGCAGAGUUGGCAGAGGCGAAAAAGAGGGUGGCCGCCACGGAGGAGAAGCUGGUAAGCACUGUCGGGCUUAAAGUAGAGCGAGACAAACUGAAAGCUGACUUGGUGCAUAUGACCAAUAAGUGGAUGGAAAAAAGCCAAUUCUGCGUUCAGCAUGAAGCCCGCAUGGAGAAGCUUAGCAGUAUGAUGAGCGACCUUGAAGAAGAUAUUGUAUCGUUGCAGUCCGAUAAGGAGACUUUAGAGAAAGAGAAAAAAGAGCUGGAGCAAAGGGCGAACAGUCUUGAGGCCAGCGCAGCAGAGGCCAAGAAGCAGAAGUUAGAAACUGAACUUCUGUUUGGGAAGAAGUUGAAGGAAGCAGAAGAGAGGGCAGCAGAGGCAGCUGUUGAAGCCACUAGGCAGCGUAUUCGAGAUCGAGAGAUCACCGAACGCAAGCUUGUGAGAGUGGCAGAGGUGGACACUGCCAAGUAUCUGGAUUUGGCAUUACGUAAUAAGAAGCAGACCCCAGAGGAGAAAUGGGCAAAACUGGAGAUGUACUGUAAGAACGUUGAUGUAAAGAUAGGAGAGUAUGACGUCGACAAGUAUUUGAAUGAGCUUAGGGAUUUGCAGAUUUCUUAUCCGCCGUGUCAUCUGGAGAAAUUGAAGCUGAGGGGCGAUACGCUGGGAUCGAUAUAUAAUGCCAACGGGGAAGCCGCUGAAGAUAGUGUUGUCAAUGUGGCUUCUAAUAAAAAAGCAUCAGGUUCUGCCUCUGUAGCUGAGGGCAAGUCAGAGGGUGAAAGAGGUGCCGUAGAAUAA
Molecule: messenger RNA, 1191 nt
Organism: Humulus lupulus (European hop)
Lineage: Eukaryota; Viridiplantae; Streptophyta; Magnoliopsida; Rosales; Cannabaceae
Exons: 3
Coding region: 1-1191 (396 amino acids)
Source: RefSeq, a predicted model, not a curated record